Molecule: messenger RNA, 624 nt
Organism: Penicillium mononematosum
Lineage: Eukaryota; Fungi; Ascomycota; Eurotiomycetes; Eurotiales; Aspergillaceae
Exons: 1
Coding region: 1-624 (207 amino acids)
Source: RefSeq, a predicted model, not a curated record
AUGUCACUCGACACUUUCCUGUACAAGAAUAAUGUCAACCGCUACAACGGUUGCGCUCUGGAAUGGGCAGCUCGACAUGGUCGAGGAACUGUCGCUCGAAAGUCACUCGAAGCCGGUGCCCCGCUUUUGGGUACAUACCCUGAAGAAAGCCCGCCAAUAUCCUUGGCGGCUCGUGGGGGGCAUGAAGCCGUAGUCAAGAUUUUCUUGGAAUGGGUUCUUCGUCUAAAUGGAGGACAAAUGUGGUGGCCCCAGGGACCAGAGCCAGAAUGGAACAAGGAUUUACUCCGCUAUGACUCGGAUGUUACUCGCUUGGACGACCCAAUGGAUAGGGCUUUUUGCUACGGGCAAGACUCUGUCGUCCAUCUGUUGCGUGCCUAUGGUGGAAUGGCGCAUUUUGGGCAGCCCAGGAUUGCCUGGGCCAUGCUUGUUGCUAUCUCAGAGGGCUAUACAGCCGUUGUGAGAUUCCUCCGUGAAAGAUAUCCCGAAACGAUCGACUACAUGGUUCAUGUUGAAAAUGAUCAAAUGCUGCUGUCCAUGGCCUGCCAGACGGAUGUUGCUAGGAUUUUAAUCGAAGCCGGGGUUCCUGUGGAUAUCGCAGACUUUUGGGAGUGUAGUCCUCUGUGA